UAUAGAUUAUAUGUUAGUCAAAAUCUUUCCUCCUGUCUUUGCCGUCCCCUUCGCUCUCGUUCUCUUGCAGUCUAAUCCGCCCCCACAUCUGGUGACUCUUCAGUUUCUGUCACUUCCUGAGUUCCUCUGUAGACUUCUCUGUUUUUCUCCGUUUCUGGGAUACACAGCGAGAGGGUAGGGAGGCGAGAGAGAGAGAGAGGACGUGUGACGUAGGGAGGAGAGGCAGGAACCUGGAGGCCUCCAGAGUUUCGAGUCAGAGGACACACUUCUCCUGGGAUCUUACGCAAGGUUGUUGUGGGGGACCUGUGCGGCCUAAAGGAGGGGUUCAGAUCCACACUGAGACAUGAGGCGCUGACUCUUUUAGGGGGACUAGAGAGCGGAGCGCGGUGUCGCUUUAAGAACGAUAUUCGUCCAUGAGUCUCGGAAUAGAAAAAUGAGUAAAAUCACCUGUCCGACUGUGCGCUGGAAAUAACGAAAAAUGACCGGAAUCUUCUUGACGAUCUCCUGGCUCUGGCUCUUCGCCACCGUAUGUCACACUUUGGAUAUUCCCCUACAGUCGGCUCUGCUUAUGAAAGGCGAACCGGUGGGGUUCACAAGAUCUAGUCACAGACAGAAAAGAUCUGAUGGAGACGUAACCUGCAAAGAAGAUGAAUAUAAACCAAGGAAAGCAAAACAUUGCUGCAACAAAUGUCUGGCGGGUUUUAUGGUGGUCAAGGACUGUCCUCAUGAAGGAAUGAAAAGUCAGUGUGAACCUUGUCCAACGGGAUACUUCAGGAAAAGUCCUAGUGGCUCCAAGUCUUGCUUCCCGUGUUACGAUUGCCUAACCCAAUUUGGCCAAGUUACGUUACAAUCCUGCACUACAAUAAAUGAUACCGUCUGCGGAUGUCCUGCUGGUCAGUAUAAGUCUGAUAGUGACCUCCGGAAAUUCACUUGUCUAGAAUGCAGCAAAUGUGACAAUGGCACCGUACUCCACUCCUGCACAGUGGACCGUAACACCGUCUGUAAAUGCUUCUUCAACUUCUAUCUUGACUCCACCGGAAAGUGCCGCUCAUGUAAUGAGUGUAACGAUUCAGAUGAUUGUGUCAAUCACUGUCCAUGGCCUCCGCACUCACCGGUCGGAAAGCCAAAAGAAUCAAAUGUUAAUCUGAUAAUUAUACCGUGUGCGGCCGUUGUGGUUCUCCUGGCUGUGGCGGCUGUAUUAAUCGUCAAGUAUCGCAAGAAGAUCUCUUCUGCUUUACAGGCAGUCCCUACAACCGACAUAUCAGAAACUUCAAGCAAUCCUCUGAUGGACAGCUCCUCAUCGACAUGUAAAUCAGAAUAUCUCCCAGGACAGCCACUUAUUAUUGUAGAAGAUUCCGGACCUCAUCAAAAUACAGCCCUAAAUUCUUCCCUCCCAUUACCUGACAUCACGUUACAGACCAAGAUGCCGUCACUAAACCGCCCAGAAGUUCUCUACAAAAUCAUUGAAUGUGUUCCUGUUGGCAGCUGGAAGGAGCUUAUCCGCCGCUUGGGAGUCAGCGACCAGGUCAUUGACCAGGCUGAGUACGACUACAGACGUUACAAAGACGCUCAGUAUGCAAUGCUCUCGUUUUGGGUCUGCAACGAGGGUUCAGCCGGAGCUACGAGAGACUCACUGUUCAGGGUGUUGAGAGAGAUGAACUUAGGAGGAUGCGUGGAGAAAAUCGAGGAGAUAUUGUGACAGUUCUCAUGAGUAGAAGAGUGGCUUCAUAGAAGUUUAUACAUUGUCACCUGGGACCAAAGUUAUGACUAUUACAGCUAAAACACACUUCUGCCCAUCUCGAACUUUCCAUCAGACUUUUUUGUGGUGGAAACUUUAUUAAGCUCAAUUAAUUUUUACAAUCUUACAUAACAGAUUUCCACUGAGGUCUAACUUCUCCCACCAAGUUCUUGCACAUGAACAGGUCUUUAGAGUUGACCCAUUACAUGGACACAUCUUCUGAGUUGACCCAUUACAUGGACAGGUCUUCAGAGUUGAUCCAGUACUUGGACAGGUCUUCAGAGUUGACCUAUUACAAAGACGGAUCUUCAGAGUUGACCCAUUACAUGGACGGUCUUCAGAGUUGAUCCAUUAUAUGGACAGGUCUUCUGAGUUGACCCAUUACAUGGACAGGUCUUCAGAGUUGACUCAUUACAUGGACAGGUCUUCAGAGUUGACCCAUUAAAUGGACAGGUCUUCAGAGUUGACCCAUUACAUGGACAGGUCUUCAGAGUUGACCCAUUACAUGGACAGGUCUUCUAAGUUAACCCAUUACAUGGACAGGUCUUCAGAGUAGACCCAUUAAAUGGACAGGUCUUCAGAAUUGACCCAUUACAUGGACAGGUCUUCAAAGUUGACCCAUUGCAUAUAACAGCCUGGAUAAACUUCAAAUUAUUUUGAUGUCAAGAUGGAUUUCCCACCCGUUAUGCACAAGCUUGGUCUGAUGUUGACCAGAAUCUCUAGCUUAUGGACCAAAAUCUACAUAUACAGCAAACAAUAUGUGCUGUACCAUUUUGAGUGUUUGGGUUCCAGCAAGUGUUCAAUUGUUGCAAUCCUGGAGUCCUCAGAUCUCAAGCCAGUCAGAGGAUAGCCAAAGACUGGCUCAACUUCCCAAAAUGUGUUCAAAACCAGACAGAACAAUGUUGUCGAUUUAGCGUUCUAAAGACUAUUACUAAUGUAAUAAGCACUCAUCGGAACAUACAGGAAUUUAUAUAUAUUUUUGAAAGCACAGAUCUUGUAUAUUUUUGUAUGCAGCUGAAUUCUCCAAGUUACUGCCAGUUCCAUUCACCAGUAAUCACAAUAAAAAUAAAACAAAUGCCAUAGGUGAUUUUAAAUGAUUUUUUUUUAUUUAUUUACUUUAA
Hyla sarda is the source of this 2859-nucleotide messenger RNA. It is a transcript of the gene TNFRSF1A, whose product is annotated as TNF receptor superfamily member 1A. The transcript has 10 exons. The record is from RefSeq and is a predicted model, not a curated record. Gene Ontology annotation, biological process: signal transduction; inflammatory response. Gene Ontology annotation, cellular component: mitochondrion; membrane raft; signaling receptor complex. Gene Ontology annotation, molecular function: tumor necrosis factor binding; tumor necrosis factor receptor activity. NCBI's taxonomy places the organism in Eukaryota, Metazoa, Chordata, Amphibia, Anura, Hylidae. The coding region runs from base 479 to 1699 and encodes 406 amino acids.